AUGGAUGCGGUGUGUGACGGGGUGCUGUGCCGCGUGGAGGUGCAGGGAUACGUGAUUUCCUGCAACCCGCUGGAGGGGGAGGCGAGGGAUGCGCGAGGGCGGGUAUUCACGCGUUCCGAAAUCACGCAGCUGCUGCGCUCGCGGCGGGAUGCAGGGGCAGUGAAGGUGGUUGUGGGCGCUACUACUCUCCUAAUGCGUUUUGUGGACUCGCGCGACCGGGAGAGGUUCAUCGGCCAGCUGCAGGGCAUGGAAGGCGCGGGCGGGGACACCGAACAGUGGGUGGCAUCCACCAUCUGCCAGACGGCCGUCGACCUCGGCCUGCUCGACGAGGCAGCGCUGGAGGCCCUCCUGCGAGAGGAGUUCCCACGCGGGGUGGCAGUGGCCUUCGACGCCGUCGGCUCCCUCGUCGACCCGAAGACCUUCCGACUCUGCCCCAUCACGGACCAGCUGGAGAGCGAUAUCUUUCGUCAGGUGCCGAUCCUUGCAAAGAUAUUUGUGCGCCGGGUGACUGACGAGGAGACGCGGCAACGCUUUUGGGAGGCGGUGGUGCGGAAGUACUUCUGCUUUUCACGCACCUUCCUGGAGGAGGAGAUGCGGGAGCUGGAGGCGGCGGAUACGGUCUCCUCCACCCUCGCCAGUGGAGAGGAAAGCCUUUCAGGCAUCAACGUCAUGUCGGGUCGGGCGCUGCCGAAGGUCAAGGCGUCUGCCGCGCAUGCAUUGACCCCUGCGGACGCACCGCCGACGGCGGGGACGCCGUCCCUUGCGCUUCUCUUCUGCGGGCGCCCGACCCCGCACCGCCGCGGCUGGAAGUACUGGCAGUGCGAGCUGCAGCACUCCUUGUGUGCAUUUAAGGGAGAGGUCGCCCACCCCGCCCCAGUUUCGCGGGUGCUACCAAAGGAGAGCACCAACCGGGAGACACUGGAGCUGCUCCGAAAGUUCUGGCGCAGGGACAAGCUUCAGAAGCGGGCGCUUCGGUCUAAACUGAAUAGCCUCAAAUUCACUGGCGGUGGCAUGUUGCAGCGCCAGUGUGUCCUGCGAGCGAGGGCGUUUCUGAGGCAACUGGACCUCGAGGGGGAGGAGGAAACGGAUGAGUAG
Messenger RNA from Trypanosoma rangeli, 1095 nucleotides. RefSeq lists its product as uncharacterized. The coding region runs from base 1 to 1095 and encodes 364 amino acids. Lineage: Eukaryota; Euglenozoa; Kinetoplastea; Trypanosomatida; Trypanosomatidae. The record is from RefSeq and is a predicted model, not a curated record. The transcript has a single exon.